Molecule: messenger RNA, 2265 nt
Organism: Pararge aegeria (speckled wood butterfly)
Lineage: Eukaryota; Metazoa; Arthropoda; Insecta; Lepidoptera; Nymphalidae
Product: glucose dehydrogenase [FAD, quinone]-like
Exons: 6
Coding region: 119-2257 (712 amino acids)
Molecular function (GO): oxidoreductase activity, acting on CH-OH group of donors; flavin adenine dinucleotide binding
Source: RefSeq, a predicted model, not a curated record
GGCGAUGCGAAAACAGUCAUUUGCUGUCCGCCCGCCGUAUACCCGGCUUGGCAUAGUGGUCAUUAAAUAUCGUAUAUCGUAUUGGAAUAGUUGAGAAAAUUCUCAGUAAAUAGAAAUCAUGCGGCGUCUAACUUAUGGAUUCUUGUUACUUAAUGUACUUAUUUACACGAAAGCAAUAGACAUAUAUUAUGAUGAAGAGUUAGCUAAUGUUGAAGAGGAACCUUCCAGCGCAGUAAACAACAUUGAGAAUAACGCAAAUCUCCCAAGCUUUAGAAACGCGCAUAUACUUUGGCCAUAUCCUUUUAACAACAAAAGUGAUCCCACUAAGGUUAAUGAGACAUCUGAAGCAGCGGAUAUGAGACUCCAUCUAUCUAAACUCAAGAGCCAAAAUAGAAAAGCACGUUUCGGUUACUGGUCUUACCCUCAAAGUCCGAUAGUGGAUAUGAUGUUACAAACCGUAGCGGUAAAUUACUCUCCCACGAAUGCAAAUGAUCCCUUUGAUUUUUUGCGAGACUCGUAUCCAUUGCCGAAAGGUAUAAAUCAACCAUUUGAAGAAUAUGAUUAUGUCAUAGUAGGGGCAGGCUCCUCUGGUUCGGUUUUAGCAUCUCGCUUAACCGAAGAUAAACCUCGAGCAACUGUUCUUUUGCUGGAAGCUGGAAGACCAGAAAUGUUGAUCUCUGAUAUACCAUUUUUGACUCAAUACCUUCAACAAACAGAUUAUGUAUGGCCCUACGCAAUGGAACAUCAACCUGGAGUGUGUUUAGGUAGUGAAGAACAACGCUGCUACAUGCCACGUGGUAAGGCCGUCGGUGGAUCCAGUGUUACGAACAGCAUGGUAUACACAAGGGGCAGGCCACAAGACUGGGACCGAAUUGCUGCAGAUGGGAAUUAUGGAUGGUCAUACAAUGAAGUUCUACCAUUCUUCAUCAAAUCUGAGAGGGCUGACUUGAAAAAAUAUAAAAAUAUGCCAUACCAUGGUCGUGAUGGAGAGCUUGUUGUUGAAAAUGUUCCUUUCAAGACUGGCCUUGUCGAAGCUUUUCUUGCAGCUGGGAGAGAUUUUGGACACCCCACAAUAGAUUAUAAUGAUCCAGAUCAAUUGGGUUUUGGUUAUGUUCAAACCGUAUCUAAUAAAGGUCACAGGUUGAGUGCUGCAAAGGCUUUCCUUCAUCAACAUAAACGCCGCAAAAAUUUACACAUCCUAACCGAAGCUAGAGCUACCAAAGUUCUAAUAGAUUCAGAAUCCAAAAAAGCUUAUGCAGUCGAAUAUAUAAAAAAUAAUUUAAAACGCACCGUUCAUUGCAGAAGAGAAAUUAUUCUUUCAGCAGGGCCUAUUGGCUCCCCUCAAUUACUAAUGCUCUCAGGAAUAGGACCUCAGGAACAUUUGCAAACGCUAGGCAUACCAGUGAUUGCAGAUAUAAAAGUAGGACGCAGCAUGUAUGACCAUGUCAGCUUCCCUGGUGUUGUUUUUAAGCUUAACAGUACUAAUGCGAGCUUAUUAGAACCUAAGGUUGCAACUCUGCCUAACUUAAUGCAGUGGUUGCAGUUUGGUGACGGUCUCUUGGCCACGCCUGGAGGAGUAGAAGCCAUUGGAUACUUAAAAACUUCUCUUUCUGAAGAAUCCAUACCAGAUAUAGAAUUAGCAAGUAUUGGUGGUUCCCUUACCUUAGACGCUGGUGGUGCAAUCCGAAAAAGUUGGAAAAUUAAUGAUAAAACCUAUUUUAAUGCUUUCGGAUCAUUAAGUGGAGCCGAUACAUGGCAAGCUAUACCGACACUUUUGCAACCAAAAUCAAAAGGCUUUUUGGAAUUGAGAGAUACGAGUCCAUUUUCGCAUCCGAAAUUAUUUGGUAAUUAUUUAAGUGAUCCUAGAGACUUGGCCACUUUAAAAGAAGCAGUUAAGUACAUAAUUAAGUUAGGUGAAUCACAGCCAUUUAGAAAAUAUGAUGCAUCAUUAUACUUGGCCCCAUAUCCGUCUUGCUCUGCACAUCCAGUAGGAUCGGAGCAAUACUGGGAAUGUGCUAUUAGAACAAUGAUCGUAUCCGCUCGGGAUCCAAUAUCUACGUGUAAAAUGGGCCCUCAAACAGAUCCAGAUGCGAUAGUAGAUCCAGAAUUGAGGGUAUAUGGCGUAGAUAGAUUAAGAAUAGUGGAUGCUAGUAUUAUACCUCAUCCUCUCAGUGGGCGAUCGAAUGCUGCAGAAAUUAUGAUUGGUGAAAAGGCAGCAAACAUGAUAAGAAAUACUUGGUCAAAUGCGAUUGUUUAAUAUUUAUU